Messenger RNA from Rhopalosiphum padi (bird cherry-oat aphid), 1310 nucleotides. RefSeq lists its product as uncharacterized. The transcript has 8 exons. Lineage: Eukaryota; Metazoa; Arthropoda; Insecta; Hemiptera; Aphididae. The coding region runs from base 100 to 1173 and encodes 357 amino acids. The record is from RefSeq and is a predicted model, not a curated record.
UAAAAUUGUUUUUACAAUAAAAUAUAAUUUCACAAGAGUAAUUGAUUAUUACAACUUUAAGUAGAAACAAUAUCUCGAAAAUUUUAUUUAAUUGUUAAAAUGAAAAUUAUAUUAUUACUAGUUUUGAGUAUAUCAUUGUAUCUUCCAUCGAAUACACAAGAUGAUUGCCCAAGCGAAAUAAUUUGCAUAAUAACUGGAAGAAUCUGGUUAAGUACUUUUAAAUUCAAUGUAUCCACUUUGCCAGAAGAUUGUGGUAUAUUUACUGUAGGUAAUUAUGCUUUUGACCGUGAUGAUGGCACUAAUUCCCAUUUCAUGGAAUCAGAUAAAGGUGUCGUAAAGAGCUUGACUAAACUUAACAAAAUUGUUUACACGCGCAUUGGGUUCCAAUAUACUGAUAAUUGGCCCUCAAUAUUUGAAGCAGACGAGAGUUCUACAAAUUAUCAGUCAGAAACAAUAGAUCCAUUAGUCACUUUUUUAAAUGCAUUCAAUAUUAGUGGUAUUUUCAUUAAUAUGGAUACCAUUUAUGAUGGCUAUGCAGAUUAUCCCAAAAAAAUUUCUACUUUUGUCACCAAAGUCAAACAAUCAGUAAAACGUGAUCUAAAAUUCGGUUUAGAAGUAGAUUCAUCGACCUAUAAAAACUUUUCAAUAUCUGAGUAUUUUGAUUUUUCAAUAACAAAUAAAGUGUUGGAUAUUUAUAUAAUUGAUUUUUCACUCUUAAACGAAUGUGAUUCAGAUGGUCAUAAAUAUGGUUUAGCUCCAAUAGAAUGCAAAAAUCCAAAUAUGACGACUAUGGAUCAAGUGACUGCUGCUGUAACUAAUUCAUCCAUGGAUCAAUCGAAAAUUUAUUGUCUUGUAGCAACAUCAGCAAUUCUUCCCGAGGGUCAAAUCUUAAACAAAAAGCGAAUUACAACAGUUUCUACGCUUUGUAACGGUACCAGUGACAGUUCAUUAAAUACAAGUACAUGGUGUUCGAAUCCUUCUGAACUUUCAUAUCAACAAGGUGGUUACGCAAAAAAACACUACAAAGGAAUAGUAAUACUGCAACUUGAUACAGAUGAUUAUGAUGAUACAUGUGGUUGUGGUCUAUUUCCAGUGACAAAUAUAUUUAUUAAUGGAUGGAAAUCAAGUAGUUUUUCACCGUGUGCUAAGAUAGAUCAAAUUACGCAGUCUUAAUUAAAAAUGUAUAAAUAAAACUAUAACUAUUACGCUAUACAGUAAUAAUAAUUAAUAGAUAUUCAUCAAUAUUCUUACUAAAUGUUCAUAAAUAAAGGUGUUUAAAUCAUUAAAAAUAUUAAUGUAUCUAGCUACUU